UGUGUAUGUGUGUUGUGACCCAUAUCAGUAUAGCAUAUGUGUGAUUGUGUGUGUGUAACGUUAAAGUGACACUGUGAUCAGAUAGAGUGAGUGAAGAGUAGAUAUUAUAAUAAAUGGGGAGCAUGAGUACUGGGGAUGUUGGUGUGCACAGUCAGUCGCAGACUCAGGAUGAAAAUGAGGUCCCAAACAUGACAGGCAGAGGAGCAGGAGGCGGUGCCAGGGAAAAAACGGGACAUUCAAGGGCUGUCAAGGAUGGAGCCAGUGAUAACGUAUACAGAAAACUUUCUGUUAUCAACGGAGAGAUCAACAAAAUGAGCAGACAACAACUACAGGAGCGUCUUGCAGACCUGAAAAAGGACACAAGGGGUGUAAAUGAUGUUCUGAAGAAGAGGCUAAAGUUAUACUACAGGCAACGAAAACUGAUGAAGGCAAAUGUAUGCGUCCCGAGCACAAAACCAAUGUAUGACUUCCUUCUUGUGAUCGACUUUGAGGCUACCUGUGAGGCUGAUACGACCAAUUACCCCCACGAAAUCAUAGAAUUUCCAAUCAUCCUUGUAGACGUUCAUCAAAACAGUGUGGUGGAUGAGUUUCAUUCCUUCUGUAGGCCUGUGCUGAAUCCACAGUUGUCAGAAUUCUGCACAGAACUCACAGGAAUUACACAGACAGAUGUUGAUGCUUCUGAAGAGUUCCCUGCCGUAUUUCAGAGAGUGGAGGAGUGGAUGAGGGAAAAACACCUCGGGGAGGGCAAUAAAUUUGCUGUCGUUACAGAUGGGCCCUGGGAUGUAAGCCGCUUCCUCUGUCUCCAAUGCCAGCACUCGGACCACUUGUUUCCUCGAUGGGCCAAAAAAUGGAUCAAUAUCAGGAAAACGUAUGGAUCCUUUUAUAAGUGUGGCCGUAAAAAACUGGAAGAAAUGCUGAUAUACCUGGGGAUGAAAUUUGAAGGCAAACAACAUAGUGGACGCGACGAUUCCAGAAAUAUAGCUCGAAUAGCUAUUAGACUUAUAGAAGACGGUUGUAAGGUGAAAGUUAACGACUUUAUUCACAAUUAUCCUGGUUUCAAAUUUCUAAAAUUUUCAAACCUAGAUGCAGAGUUAACAGACAGUGAUGCUGAGGAUGUUGACGACAAACUUACUGAAGAAAGUAAGGACGUAAAAAAGAAAGGGGUCAAAGUUCAGAGAAGCGCACAUGUGGAUGACCGGGACGUUAGUUCAGCGAUGACCAGGCUGUGUAUAAAUGAUAAGAGAGAGGAGAGCGAGGAGGACGUGUCGGAUCUGAUGACAUAUUACAAGAUCCAGAAGUCUUGACCAACAUGUCUGUGAUUGCCGGCUCCUUUAACCUCUUAGGACUUAACCUCUUCGGACUUAACCUCUUAGGACUUAACCUUAGGAAAUCUUUGGACUUAGGAACAUUGAUGUACAAACAAUUCAUGUUGUUUUCUUUAAGGCCACACAAAGUAAUUCCUCUUUUUUCUCUCCCAAUAUCUUACACUAUUUAUCACACUGCAGUUCAGCCAAACUGAUUAUGACAUAAAAUUACUGAAAAAAAUAUUCCAGACAAAACUCUGCUAUUUCCUUUUUUAUUGCACUCUGUUUCUAUUGAAAUAAUUUUUGGAGCUUUUUUAAGCAGAUAAUCAGAAUUAUUCAAAGUUAAAAAAGUUGGAUUUUUCUAUUGAUGCAGAAGUGUAAGAAGAAAGUAAAUGCAAAUUACAGACUUUUUACAGCUGCUGAAAAGGAACAUUAAACCAGAAAUUUGUAAUUGGUAUAGUGACUUAUAAGAAGCCCUUCAGACUUCUUUGGCUAUAAUCGAUUUAAAGAGGAUAUUCACACCUUAGAUUGUUUCUACAUGUAUUGCCCAAAAACUAUGUUCAUAUUCUUUGGACAUUAUGCUUUGUUAUGUAUUGGACGAAAAACUUUUCCUUCUUUUACGUAAUUGUCAAAUUGCAUACACUCAGAGAAGAAAACACAAUGUAGUGCGAUUUACCUUGCAUAGAAGAGGAACAUAAACGAAUGUGUUGCCGCAACAAGGAAUUUAAAAUAAAAUAUUACUGCUCCAUCGUCUGAUUAAGACAUCUGUUCAAUAAAUAUCGGAUUGCAAACCAAACCAAACUAAAAACAUAUCGCACUAUUUCUUUCAAUAAAAUAUCCAAAGAAGAAGACAUUUAUUUAGUGUCGCAUAAACCAUAUAUCUGUCUGAAUGACCUUUGUUGCUGUGACAAUACCUGACAAUGAUGCCACUUUUGAGAAUGUACUGUUUAUUUAAUUUGGAAACCUUUUAGUAAUGUACUGACUCUAUAUGAGGUCACUCGUUAUGUCAUUCUCCUGUGAAGUAAGUGACCCCUUAGCUCUAAAGCAGCUUUAGCCUAUACUUGACAAACAUCAUUGAGAUUCAGACAAGUUCGAAAGAUAGAAAGGCUAAGUUUGUUUAUUGUUGAAAACUUCUUUUGCAAGCUUUCAAAAACGUUUGUUUCCUUUGUCAAGCAACGAAUAUAAAUGAUUGUAGUCCUGACUCUACACCGCAGAAAACGACUCACUAAGCCACCGUGUGCUGGAUCUGUUAAGUCAGCUGUCAAACUUCAUAGAGACAUCUUGCCCAAUUGCACUCUUAUACUGCUGGCAGUCAGCUGGGGCACGAGUGACAUGCUUACCCAUUCCGCCCUUCAGUGGAUGUUAAAAUGAGGUCAUAAAGAUGACUCAGCUGGUGGCCCCCUUCGUCUCAGUUCAUCGAAGCGGCGGAAUGUUACAUGUUACCCGUCCCCCUGACUGCCUGCAGUAAGGGGGGCAAAGGAAACUUAAGUUUUCGAAAGCUUGCAAAAAGCCUUUACUAUUCAUACCAAACUGAUGAAGAAUCUUAUUCCGAAGACUGGAAGAGUUGCGCCCCUUCCACUGAUGCUCUGUAACAAUCAAUGUAGGCCUAACUGAAGAAAUUUACAUGGACAUGCAGCUAUAGAUUACCUGUUACAGCUGUCACAUACCAUUAUUAAUAAUGAAAUAUAUCUAUUUAGGUUUAAAUUUUAAAAAAGGAUAGAAAUAUCAAGAUGAAAGAAUGAUAAAAGGCUGGUGAAAUCACCUGAAAUGAUUAUUUUCUGAUUGAAUUGUGGAGUGCAAUAUCAUGAAAACUGUUAAAUCCACUAAUUUACUUCAGCUUAUUUAAACCAUUUCAUAACGUUUUUGCGUCAUCUUCAAAUAGACUUAAUUGUAUAUUGUUUUCUUAUAUGAUGUAUUAUGAUUAAUUCAAUAAACGUAUUGAAU
Mizuhopecten yessoensis (Yesso scallop) is the source of this 3248-nucleotide messenger RNA. Its product is annotated as 3'-5' exoribonuclease 1-like. Gene Ontology annotation, cellular component: cytoplasm; nucleolus. NCBI's taxonomy places the organism in Eukaryota, Metazoa, Mollusca, Bivalvia, Pectinida, Pectinidae. Gene Ontology annotation, biological process: exonucleolytic trimming to generate mature 3'-end of 5.8S rRNA from tricistronic rRNA transcript (SSU-rRNA, 5.8S rRNA, LSU-rRNA). The coding region runs from base 114 to 1304 and encodes 396 amino acids. The record is from RefSeq and is a predicted model, not a curated record. Gene Ontology annotation, molecular function: 3'-5'-RNA exonuclease activity; nucleic acid binding. The transcript has 6 exons.